Messenger RNA from Eurytemora carolleeae, 2182 nucleotides. RefSeq names its product mitochondrial coenzyme A transporter SLC25A42 (gene DPCoAC). The transcript is spliced from 11 exons. Bases 100 to 1275 code for a protein of 391 amino acids. Gene Ontology annotation, biological process: transmembrane transport. The record is from RefSeq and is a predicted model, not a curated record. Gene Ontology annotation, cellular component: mitochondrial inner membrane. NCBI's taxonomy places the organism in Eukaryota, Metazoa, Arthropoda, Copepoda, Calanoida, Temoridae.
CCAAAUAUAUAAAUGUAUUUCAGAUGCUAAAUUGUUAGUAGAAAUGUAAAUUUUGUGUAAUGCACAAACACACAAUGUAGAACACGGACGCACGAGGAUAUGCAAGGAUCUGAGAAUGAAUCCGUAAGCUUGAGAAAUAAUGACAAAAUUUCUGCCUCCCGCCUCUCUCCCUCCUCCCCUCCUCCUCCUCCUAGUAGGUAUCCUCAACCUCCCCUAAACAUGACCUCCUCUAACCUUGUGGGACCUCCAGACACCCCUCUGGGGGCCCUAAAGAUGACGUCAGGGCCCCCGAGACUAAGUAGUGGACCUCCUCCGGUGAGGUAUGAGUUGACCAACGCGGAGAAGAUCUUGACGAGCUUGACAGCCGGCGCUGUGGCCGGCGGUCUGGCCAAAACUGUGAUUGCGCCUCUUGACAGGUCUAAGAUAUUCUUCCAGACUAACGAAACCAGAAACUACAGGUUCAGAUACGCUAUACGCUGGCUUCGUCAUGGAUACAGGAAUGAAGGUCUAUUCUCUCUAUGGCGAGGGAAUAGUGCAACUAUGGCUCGUAUCCUACCCUAUGCUGCUAUACAGUUUAUGUCCCAUGAACAGUACAAGUCUAUAUUAAGAGUAGAGGAGAAGGAAACCCCAAAGGUUUACCGUUGGUUUGCUGGCGCUAUGGCAGGUAUAACAGGACAGCUGUUGACCUACCCGCUGGAUAAAGUCAGAGCUGUUAUGGCUGUGACAAAAACCCCAGAAUUCCGAAGUAUCAGCACAGUGUUACUGAAGGUGCAACGGGAGGAAGGGGUCCUAGCUCUCUACAGGGGCCUAGCACCUUCAAUGUUCGGAGUUAUGCUGUAUGCAGGAACAUCAUUUUUCAUCUUUGGAACACUCAAGGGAGCGGCAGUUCAGCACAAUGGAGGAGAGGAUCCCACAUUUAUUCAGCGAGUUCUUGCCGGAGCAGUAGCUGGACUUAUCGGUCAAACCACCAGCUAUCCUCUAGAUAUAGUCAGGCGUAGAAUGCAGACCGGGGUUUCACUGGGGAAAGGAAGCAAGUACAGUACAGCAGUUGGUACAUUUAUGUAUGUUCUCAGAUAUGAGGGUGUGUUGGAAGGACUGUACAAAGGAUUAUCAAUGAACAUGAUCAAAGGACCAGUAGCCGCAGGGAUAACCUUCACCACAUUUGAUUACGUGUACCCUGCCCUGUGCCGUACAACCGUAUGCGUACAUAAUGUACUUGACCUUGUACAUAGAUCAGUUCCUACAGAAGUCGGUGGAAAAUACCAGAAAUCCUAAACUGCUUCUGCUCACAGUUCAUUGUGAACAUGUACUGUCAAACCACACCGCCUUCAUGUACCGUGUACGCAGUACUUAAAGUGCAAACAAACUGAGCCAUUUCUCUAAAUUGACUGUGAAAAAAGACUGAUAAGUGAUUUUGUGUUAAAAAUGGAAAUUCUAGUGGUGCCGUAGUCUAGGGUUGUGAUUAAUUGUGAUCUAAGAAAAUUUCGGAGUUUUAAAAAAAAAUUUGUAUGGGGCCAAGGGAGGUAAGGGAUGGAGGGGGGACAUCGAGCUUAAAAUGAAGUUUUAAUUAAUUCUAGACAAAUAUUAGUCAAAUCGUUAAGGAAUGAUGCAUUUUAAUUUGGAAAUAUUUUUUUUUCAUUUAAAGAGGUGAUUGGGUUAAAUUAUUUCAAAUUUUUUUUUUGCUUUUUCAUACAAAAAUAUUACCAAAAUUUGGAUUACAUUUUGUUGGGUCUAAGACCUUCAGUAUCUUCCGAUCUAGUUUUCAUAUUGUGAUUAAAUUUUAAAAGUUUAUUAUUGAAAUUUAAAUGAUUAUUCUGAUAAAAAUCAAAACAUGACAUAUGCCUUGCUGAAAAACUUAGCUUUCUCAAAAAUGCCUCAAUUUCUUCAGUUUGUAAUACAUCAUAGAUAAAAGUUUAUAUUUCUCUGUUAUCUAUUUUAUUCUAUUAUUAAAUUCGACAAUAAUCGUAUUUUUUCUGAUGAAAUAAGUCAAAGUGUUCUGUACCGCGUACUGUAAGAAAUGAUAUUUUAGUAAACAAAAAUACAAUCUUUUUGGUGCAGUACAAAGUACGGUACAAAUAUUGAUACAUUACAUACAUUACAUUUAUGGUACAUGCAUAUUAAUAUACGUCAUAUAGACUUAAAUCUGUAGUUGAACCAGUAGAAAUAUAUUGUUAAAAGUUUA